AGUUCCUCCUCUAGCUGUCUGUAGAUUCCCCCAUCCACAAACCCUGUCGUUCCCCCCUCCCCAGCCUUUGCCGUGGAGAGGGGGCGACCCCGGAGAAGAGAAGGGAGAGGAGUUGCACCAUUUCCAAGAUGGCGUCUGACUUGGGAAGCAGCCUCACCUCCAUAGACUGGCUUCCGCAGCUCACAAUCCAGGCUUCGAUAAAGGGUUCCCAACAGAACAGUGUAGGGCGUAAGGGCCCAGGAUCCCCCGCAGACCCAAGUGCCAUGCUGAGCAAAGAGGAAGCUGCGGCCCACCGAGAUGGAAAACCCCCUUACAGCUAUGCCAACCUCAUCCAGUAUGCCAUCAACUCUGCUCCAGCCAAACGCAUGACCCUCAGUGAGAUCUACCGCUGGAUCUGUGACAACUUCCCGUAUUAUCGCAGUGCUGGGGUGGGCUGGAAGAACUCGAUACGACACAAUCUGUCCUUAAAUAAAUGCUUCAGGAAAGUUCCGCGCCCCCGAGAUGAUCCCGGAAAGGGAUCCUACUGGAUGAUUGACAGUUGUCCAAAAGAAGACAUAACUCUGCCUCGCAGGAAAAGGCCGCAUCCAGACGAUGAGGUUUCCCAGGAUUCAUUUGAACAAGAAGUCAACAAAAGCCCCCUGAGUUCAGCCAGUGAGGUGUCUAUGCCCCAAGAAGCCACCCAAGGGCAUCCUAUGAACAAUAACUCUCCUCUCCCUACCUACAGCCAGGCCAACCCCACUCAGAUGCCACCAGAUUCCCGGGCUCCUACAUACAACAACAACGACUGCUACAAGUUCUCCUUCUCAGAAAGCACCUUCCCAGAUCUGAGCUGUUCCUUCCGGAGUCUGUAUCACUCUCUGUUGGGCAAACAGGGGGAGAGAGGAGACAAGGAUCUGUACAACUCUAUGCAGAGCAAACAGGUUCUGCCCCCUGUUCAUUCAGAAGUACAGUCAUCGAGCUGCUGUAUGUACCAGCAGAAUUCUGGUGCUGCUCCCUCUAACCUGCACCCCCACAAUGUCCCCAGCAUCAGUGGCCUUCCCCCUUCUCACCAUCAAGCUCAACACCAGCAACCUCCAUAUCUGCCCCAGCAGCAAAUGCCUCGCCCCCCAGCUCCUGGCAUGUCUUUGGGGCUUCCAAGUGACUGGUGUUCGAAUAUUGACUCCUUAAAGGAAAGCUUCAAGAUAGUCAGCAGUUUGGAUUGGUCCUCUGUGGAUCUGUCCCAAUUCUCAGAUCUGAUGGAGAGUCUGCGUCAGGCUGAACUUAAGAACUGGAGCCUGGACCAGGAUCACAUUGCCAGCCUGUGUGAUUCCUUAAGCCAUCUGCUGAGUACGACUGGCCUCCUCCCACAAAACCAUGGACAGCCUCCAUCUUGCCAGGCUCCCUGUAUGCCACCAACUACCAGCAGUGCCUGCGCUCUACGAGGAGGGAAGCCUGGACAUAACAUGGCAGUAAAUUCAUAUGGACAGAAUCAGCCUCCUCCCGUGUCCUGUGGUCACACCUUUACCGUCUCUUCCGGUUAUCCCAUCCAGUCCCAGGCACCACCAACGUACAGCCAGCAAGGACGCCACCCACAUCGUGCUUUGUACCCACCUCAACGUCCGACACUUCGUUACCCACAGAGCAGCGAUGACAUUCAGGAUGAUUUUGACUGGGACUCCAUUGCCUAGAGACAUUAUUCACCCUCUGGGGGGGGGGGGACAAAACAAAGAGAGAGAGAUGCGAGGGGCCACGGUAUUCCCUCCCUGUGUAUAAUAUAUAUGAAUAUAUAUAAAUGUAUAUCUUCGCCCGACAAUCAGGGACAAAAGCCACACUGUACCACGUGGAAACUGUCAGUUUAUCAACAAAACCCCGUCUGCUAAACCACAGCCUAAUGCCUUUUGCUGCAUUGUGAAGAUUGUGACUUCCCAGCCAAUGUAUCUGCCAUCAGCAAAGCGUGGAUAUGCCAAGGACAGAGGAAAGGGCACCCAGCAUGGGGCGCCCGCUGGGAGAAGCAAGGGUAACUUCAUUUAAUUUAUUUACAUGGCACAAACCUUGGAACCAGCAGGACGGCACAGACAGGACAGCAGAAGAUUCCGGGUGAGAAGAUCCAGAUAUAUAAACAUGUGAACUGGGCAGUACCCGGGUUGAAUGGUUCAGCUGUGCCCACAGUCUCAUUAACGGAGCUCAUGUUUUGGCACUUUCUGGGAUUUUCUCAUUAUUAUUAUUUACGUGUGUGUGACCCUUAAUUGUGCGUUGGACUGCAAACCAGACCCGAAGAUGAGUUCAUUCUAGUAUUAAGCACCACCUUAUCCUCUUCUACCACUGUGUAUAAUAUAUAUAUAUAUAUAUAUAUAUAUAUAUACGACAAAAAAGCUGAAGCACACCAGGAUUUUCUUCAAGAAAUAUAAAAGUAUUUAUUCCAUCAACGUUUCGGCCCUCGAGUGGAGCCUUUAUCAAGAUAGAGAUUACACCAAAGUGAAAACAAUUUAAAGACUCACCCAGCUCACUCCCACCUCCCAGUGACGCCCCCUUUUUUUUCAGGUGUGAGGGAUAAUUAGAGAAUUCAUUAAUGUGACUGGUUUUUCCAACAGGUACAUUCUGUAGAAACAAAUACAUAUAAAGCACAGAAUGUGAAAUACAGUGUAUAACGUGCUAUACAUUAGUAAUAAAUAUUAAACAUCAAAAUAGAAUUUUUAUAUAAAAAACACUUAAAAAUCCACCAAAGGAUUACCAGUAUCAAAACCUAAAAACAAACUGUUUGCAGAGAUCGCUAGAACCUACUUGUCAAUCAUUUUACAGAAUCUACCACUUUUAUCUUUUGUCCAAAAAGAUUGUGCGUUGGACUGCAAACCAGACCCGAAGAUGAGUUCAUUCUAGUAUUAAGCACCACCUUAUCCUCUUCUACCACUGUGUAUAAUAUAUAUAUAUAUAUAUAUAUAUAUAUAUAUACGGUGCCUUGGAUCCCUAUGAGCAAGUGUCGCUCAGACUCAGUCCGUGCGCAUAGACAGGAAAACAAAUAAUGCUGCAGGUACAAAGGGAAGGUGUAAAUUAAAUACAAGCUGCUUCUAUACGA
This is a messenger RNA of Xenopus laevis (African clawed frog), 3052 nucleotides long. It is a transcript of the gene foxj2.S, whose product is annotated as forkhead box J2 S homeolog. Gene Ontology annotation, cellular component: nucleus. The record is from RefSeq and is marked provisional. Gene Ontology annotation, molecular function: DNA-binding transcription factor activity; DNA-binding transcription factor activity, RNA polymerase II-specific; sequence-specific DNA binding. Gene Ontology annotation, biological process: regulation of transcription by RNA polymerase II; regulation of DNA-templated transcription. NCBI's taxonomy places the organism in Eukaryota, Metazoa, Chordata, Amphibia, Anura, Pipidae.